CGAAGAUUCCACGCCAACGGCUUUGUGGCUCUCCAAGACAUGGGCAUGGCCCCUUGGAAGUGUGUCCAAUAACGAGCCCCGUGCUGGAGGAGAGACUGUGCGUCCUAAAUGCCCAGUAGCCAGAUGGCUCAGGGAUGUCCUCGCAAGCUUCACCAGCAAUUCUCAACCACUGCCUUGGCUAGCUUCGCUCUGUUCGACUGAUAUCCGAGACUAUUUCAUGCAGGCUCGACGUCGUACAGGUCCCUGUCCAUGUCCGGGGACACAGGCCGGACCAGAGGACGUGCGUGUCCAAUCCUUUGACAGCAAUAAGGCUGAAGAAAGGCUGGGUCAGCCGGGACAAACAGAAACACGACCAGCGCCCUGUGUCACCAGCCAGGCUUUGGGCCUUUCACCGCUUGCUAUCUAGCGAAUAUCGAAGCCCGCACUCGUAUCUGGUUAAAGACCCGCGCCAUGACUGGAAAACACAGAGAAGAAAAUCACCCCACUUGAUCUAUCCUCAAGCAUGAAGCUGCAUGUUGCCGCCAGAAGGAAUUCGACCAAUGCCCGCCUUGCUAUCUCGCGCCAAUCUCGUAUAAAACUGGCCAGCACAGGGGACCAGAGGAUUUGGCCCUUUGAUCCCAGCGCGAGGGCGAACUGUGCCCCCCGGCACCCGAGACCCUUAGCCCUCAAGUACCAUCGCUCUUUUCAAUCUCUCCCUCUAUAACGGUCCAACGGCACGACAAGACCACAUUGGAUUUUUGCUGCUGAGGGGUGCGCGUGUUGGCUAUUGCUUCCCACGAUAUGGCGACGCUAGCCUCUUCACUCCUUUUGUUGCUUGCUCUGUUGACGGCACAGACGGUGGCCCAGGCGCCUGCAGAUCCGCUCAGGAACUUCUGCCGGAGAUAUGGCCACCAGACUGCGGUGAUUGAUCGAAAGCUAUACAUCGAUGGAGGCUGGCUCUAUGCAAAUCCCAUUUCGCAGAAUCCCAUACCCACAAUGAACGAAGGCCUCCUCUAUUGCGACCUGGACCAGUCAUAUCAAGACAUGCCGCCGGAAUAUGCCAACCUGACCAAGAACUCGUCGGUUCCGGACGUUGCGGGAGGCACACUGUGGCAAGAUGAAGUCAACAAGGUCUUUUGGCUGUACGGCGGCGAGUUCUCGGCGGCGCCGUCCGCUUUCCAGCUCUGGGGUUACGACGUGGUCCUGAACCAGUGGAAUCUGUCGUCCCCGAACCUGGGUUCGACUGCGCCGAUCCAGAGGGUGUCGUAUGGCGCCGGCGUGGCCAGCAGUGAGAUUGGCAUGGGCUUCUACUACGGCGGCUAUCUCAACAACCUGACGAACCCGCUGUGGACGGGGCCGCCGAUGGCCACGAGCAACCUCAUCAUCUACGACAUGGAUCAAAACAGUCUCACCAACAAUACCGGGUACGAUAAUAUCGGCCGAGCCGAGGGGAUCAUGGUGUACAUUCCCGCAUCCAUGUCGGGGUUGCUUGUAUAUUUUGGGGGCGUUACCUUCCCGUACGGCAAUGAAACUGAGGUCCCGGCGCCCAUGGACACCAUCAUGAUCUACGACAUUUCAGACGCAAAGUGGUAUACCCAGACUGCCACCGGGACCGUUCCGGAGAUGCGUCGUAAAUUCUGUGGUGGUGCUACCUGGGCGGAUGACCAGUCCUCCUACAACAUUUACCUCUAUGGCGGAUUCGGGUUUGGAGAAAAUACAACAGGCUUCGACGACGUCUACAUCCUGACCAUGCCUACCUUCGAAUGGGUCAAAUGGUAUCCCGACCAACCAGGCCCCGGCUCGCCGCAUGGCCUGCUCACCUGUAACGUCAUUGACAGAGGCCAGAUGAUCGUCAUGGGGGGCAACUUUACCAACACCACGGCCUGCGACGUGCCCGCAAUCCAAGGCCAGCAUAACCUGAAUCUGGGCCAGUACGACAGCACCAACGCCAAAUGGUAUCCGUACCUGCCCAAUCUUACAGACUACUUUGUUCCCCCAGCGAUCUUGCAAGUUGCAGGCGGCACACCCGAGGGCGGAGCCAUCAACAAGGCACCAUCGACCGGCUGGAGCGACGAUAGACUGUCGGUCUAUUUCGGCGAGAAGGCUGUCUUCGCCUCGCGCACGCCGACGCGCGCCCUGCCCGCAGCGACGACGACCGUUCCGCCCCCAAGGCCGACCCCUUCGCACCCGCCGGGCAAGAAGACCGACAUUGGAGCGAUCGUGGGCGGCGCCGUCGGUGGCGCUGCUGGCUUGGUGCUCGCGCUCGCGCUCGCGUGGUUCUGCGUGCGGAGGCACCGGAAGAACAAGGAGCAGAGUGGCACCAACCAAGCGGCAGCUACAACAGCAGCAGCAGCAGCAGCGACGACACCCAUCCCCGGCGCCGCGCAGCCUUUCAGUCCCACCUCGCCGCAGGGGCACUACGUGAUCAACGAGAAGCACUCGACGACGGUGGGCUCGCCGGGCUCGACCACCAGCCGCGUCGGCUCGCCCAGCGACCAGCAGCACUCGUCGCAGUACAGCACGCCGCCGCCGCCGCCGUUGCUCCCGCACCCGGAGUAUCCGAAUUAUUACUACGCGGCAACGGCCCCGAUGCCCGGCCAGCAGCCGCCGACGCAGUAUUACCCCGUGGCGAUACCUCCCGGCCACCACCCCCAGCAGCAGCAGCAGCAGGGGGUGUACGCGUACCCAGCGCAAGGGGGACCGGCGAUGGCAGGCCCCAUGAUGCCCUUCUACCCGCCGCCGCCGGACCCGAUCCGCACGCAGAGCCACGAGAUGCCCACCGUGCGCAGCCCCGAGAUCGUCCAGGUCCACCAGCCCAAGCCGCUCAGGCCCGAGGGUCUCGAAUAGUGAAACAGAGGGGAUUGAAGCGUGGUGGUCGUGGAUGUCCCAAAUCGCUGACUCUUUCUGCCCUUUGUUUACCCUCUCUUUUGCUGGCAGGAGAAGCGUACACGUUUGCGCAGGAAAAGGGUACAAGCGGACACUCUCCCGAGCCACCCACACGGUGGACGCGCAUAUAUAAUGGCAUGCAUGGAUGGGAAUGUCCAUUCUAUUGGAGAACGCGAACGUGAAUGUGAAUUUGAAUGGUGUGAACCUGGAAUCUCACGCUGCGUACCUACAGUAGAUAUGUAAUAACUCACGGAAGAGACCCUGAGAUGGGUUCACGGUUAAUUGUUAGACGCAAAUCCCCGUGAAAAACAACCCUCGGGGCCAAAAGGAUGAUGGGGGACUCCGUACAAGUAUUAAUCAGCCAUCAUCUCAUGGACAUAAUUG
This is a messenger RNA of Cladophialophora immunda, 3249 nucleotides long. RefSeq lists its product as uncharacterized. The record is from RefSeq and is a predicted model, not a curated record. Lineage: Eukaryota; Fungi; Ascomycota; Eurotiomycetes; Chaetothyriales; Herpotrichiellaceae. Gene Ontology annotation, molecular function: protein binding. The transcript is spliced from 5 exons. The coding region runs from base 781 to 2826 and encodes 681 amino acids.